Messenger RNA from Eucalyptus grandis, 1049 nucleotides. RefSeq names its product caltractin. The coding region runs from base 236 to 742 and encodes 168 amino acids. The record is from RefSeq and is a predicted model, not a curated record. The transcript has 7 exons. Gene Ontology annotation, molecular function: calcium ion binding. Gene Ontology annotation, biological process: centriole replication; mitotic cell cycle. NCBI's taxonomy places the organism in Eukaryota, Viridiplantae, Streptophyta, Magnoliopsida, Myrtales, Myrtaceae. Gene Ontology annotation, cellular component: centriole; centrosome.
CGGCCCCGUUCGCUUCCGGAUCUGGAAACGGCCGACGCGUUUCCGUCAUCGCGCCCAUUCAACUCGGCCAUUUCUUUUCAUCAUCGGAAUCGACAAGCGCUCCUCUCGAAAGUCUCUUCUUCUCUUCCCAUUUCGAGUUUUCGCUUCGCCACGAAGCUUCUCCUCGCGAUCUCCGAUUCGCGCUUCCGAGCUCGGACCAAGCUUAGCCGGAUCAGCCGACCGGAGACACGAAGCCAUGGGUCUUCAAAGGGGACCCUCUAGGAAAGACAAGAAUAGAGGGAGGCAUCAUAAUUUAACUCAACAGAAGAGACAAGAGAUCAGAGAAGCAUUUGAACUUUUUGAUACUGAUGGUUCAGGCACUAUCGAUGCCAGAGAGUUGAAUGUUGCAAUGAGGGCGCUUGGAUUUGAGAUGACAGAGGAGCAAAUCAGUAAAAUGAUUGCUGAUGUAGAUAAGGAUGGAAGUGGUUCAAUUGAUUAUGAUGAAUUUGAACAUAUGAUGACUGCCAAAAUUGGAGAAAGGGACACAAAGGAGGAGCUCACGAAAGCUUUCCACCUUAUUGACCAAGAUAACAAUGGAAAAAUAUCUUUUGAAGAUAUUAGGAGAAUUUCAAAGGAGCUGGGUGAACACUUCACAGACAGAGAUAUUCAGGAGAUGAUUGGGGAGGCAGACCAGGAUCGUGACGGUGAAGUUGAUAUGAACGAGUUCAUUCAGAUGAUGGGGAGGACACGAUUAGGCUUUUAGUGCUUCCAGUUUGUGAACCUCUACAUGAGCUUAAGGUUUCCUACUUAGUGAUGGAUGUGCGGCAUUCUAUAUGUGUGAUCUGUUUGUACAUACAGUGCACAUAAGAAAGGACUUAUGGGUUUGAGACCUGCUAGAUUGAUACUUCUAUCUUGUAUUUUUGGCAAAACCUACCUCUUUCACAGCUUUCUUUAUGUCGUGCGUUGAAGAUUAUGCUGUGUCUGGUUUAAGUAGAAUAGUUUCCUAGUUAUGUAUGCUUCAUAUAAUGAUCUGGAUUCACAUCUGCUAUUCUACUUGCAUGUUGUUUUGA